AUGCAAAUCAGCGGAGGGGGGAGGGGGCCUGCGCGCGAAGGAAGCGCCAAUGACGAACGAGACGGCGCCUUCGUCACAGACGACGAGAAGCCCGCCGACUGCGCGCGCAGCCGCCGCCGGUUCCCGGACCCCGCCCUCUCCCGAAGGGGCGGGGCCGUCCGUCGCCAUGGGGACGGCGUCGGGGCCGAGGCCCAGGCGCCGCCGCCCCCACUGAGAAACCGCGGGGCCGCGCCUGAGAGGAUGAAGAUCAGCGCAGAGGGAAGCAGCGAGUCCGAGAACGAAACGGACGAGGAUGAAGACGAGGAGGAGGAGGAAGAAGAGGAGGAGGAGGAGGACGGGGGUCUCUCUGAUGAGUCUGCCAACGCCUGCCUGAAGAGGCUGGAGGAGGAAGACAAAGCUUCUCCCAGCAAGCCACCACAAGCCCCCUGCCCGGGGCGCCGAAGUAAGGCGGGGAGCGGGAAUGACCAGCCGGGGGUGUCCCCGGUCGAUCUGGAGGCCCAGGCCCCCGAGGAGUGGGAGGACGCCGAACAGUCAAGGAGGAAGAAAAAGAAAAAGUACAGGAUCCUGUCCAUCAAUCUCUCCAGCUGCAAGUACGAGAGUGUGCGGCGUGCUGCUCGGCGCUGCAGCCUGAAAGAAGUGGGCGAAGACGAGGAGUGGACGGUUUACUGGACUGACUGCUCUGUCUCCCUGGAGCGCGUCAUGGAGAUGAAGAGGUUUCAGAAAAUCAACCAUUUCCCAGGCAUGGCCGAGAUCUGCCGCAAGGACCUCCUGGCCCGCAACCUGAACCGCAUGCUCAAGCUCUUCCCCAAGGAGUACUGCAUCUUCCCCCGCACCUGGUGCCUGCCGGCUGACUACGGGGACUUCCAAGCCUACGGGCGACUAAGGAAGAACAGGACAUACAUCUGCAAGCCGGACAGCGGCUGCCAGGGGCGGGGCAUCUUCAUUACGCGCAACCCCAAGGAGAUCAAGCACGGCGAGCACAUGAUCUGCCAGCAGUACAUCACCAAGCCCUUCCUCAUCGACGGCUACAAGUUCGACAUGCGCAUCUACGUCCUGGUCACUUCCUGCGACCCGCUGAAAAUUUUUGUCUAUGAGGAGGGGCUGGCCCGCUUUGCCACCAUGAGGUACAUCGAGCCCAGCAGCAGCAACCUGGAUGACAUCUGCAUGCACCUGACCAACUACGCCAUCAAUAAGCACAACGAGAACUUUGUUCGAGAUGAGAACACGGGCAGCAAGAGGAAGCUGUCCACGCUGAACGCCUGGAUGCGGGAGCACGGCUACGACAUGGCCGAGCUGUGGCGCGACAUUGAGGACAUCAUCAUCAAGACCCUGAUCGCCGCCCACCCGGUGCUGAAGCACAACUACCGCACCUGCUUCCCCAACCACAUCUCGGGCUGCGCCUGCUUCGAGAUCCUCGGCUUCGACGUUCUCCUGGACAGGAAGCUCAAGCCGUGGCUCUUGGAGGUCAACCACUCCCCCAGCUUCACCACCGACUCACGGCUGGACCGAGAAGUGAAGGACGCCCUGCUCUGCGACGCCAUCAACCUCAUCAACCUGCGGGCCUGCGACAAGAGGAAGGUCCUGGAGGAGGACAAGAGGCGGGUCAAGGAGCGCCUCCUCCAAGCCCACCAGCCCCCGCGGGAAGCCAGACGUGAACAGAUGGAGAGCAGCCAGGCUGCCUGGCUGGCCCAGGCGGAGAAGUACGAGAACAGCCACCUGGGGGGCUACCGGCGCAUCUUCCCAGCACGCGGCACAGAGAAAUACGCGCCUUUCUUCAAGCACAGCGGAUCCCUCUUCCAGGAGACGGUGGCCUCCAAGGCCAGGGAGGAAUGUGCCAGGCAACAGCUGGAGGAGAUCCGCCAAAAGCAGGAGCAGAGAGACAGCACAGCUGGGAAGAAGAAAAGGGACGCCAAGGAGAGCUUGCAAGGCGAAUCCGCGGGGGAGAAGUCUCACGAGAAGGGCAGGGCCAAGCCUGCUCCCGCACGGCUCACGGCCAGCCACAGCAAGACCUGGAACCCAAAGAUGUCCUCUGUGCCAUACGACAGCAUGACUCCCCAAGCGAUCGUGGAGGAAGAGGAAGUGGAGCGGGUGAAAGCCCUCUUGCGGCGCGAGAACCUCAUCCGGGGGCUGGGCAUUGUAGACCAGCUGACCCGCCUGCUCCGGAACACGGAGCCACAGCCCGUGGAGAUCCAGAAGCCCAACGUCAACCUCUCGGAAAUGCAGCCUCACUUUCUCCAGGACACCUUCGGUAACUCCCAGCACCUGAUGACGUUCGUCCCCCUCUCCCUCCAAGAGCUGGGCCAGCAGAUCAUGCAGCAGCAGCAGCAGCAGCAGCAGCACCACCACCAGGCGGUGCCCCCCGAGCGGCUCCAGCUCCUGGGCAGCCAAGGCUUCAUCCCCUCCCUCCUGGGCGCCCUCUCCGGCCUGGGCCCGGAGGCCUCCUACAUCUCCCACUUCAAGCCGCAGCUCCACAUGCGGCCCCCCAAGAACAUGAGCUGGCUGGGCACGGCACUGGGGGGUGAGCCCUGCCCGCUGGCCCGGAUGCUGAAGGUGGGAGGGCGGCGAUUCGCCAGUGCCAAGAGCAAGGCGGAAGGCAGCAGCCCGGCGGCCACCCGGCGGCCGCUGUACCUGAGCGCCGGCUCCCUGAGCUCGCUGUCGCAGGCCGGCCGGGCCCCGAACCUCCGCCGGGACUCGCCGGAAGAGUGGCCCCUCUCCCACCUGGCCCGCAGUUUCGACGUGAGCCCCAACGUCAUCGCCAGGGUGUUGCACAGCCGUUUCUCGCCUUCCCCGGAGUGGGCGCUGAAGCAAGAGAGCCGCCUGGCAACGCUGCAGAGCGGCGGCAGCGGCUCUUCGGCCCCAGAAGCCCCCAUCCAGUUGCUGCUGCCUCCGCCACCACCCGAGGACCCAGGCGCUUGCCCCGGGCCUGGAGAUGGCGCCGAGGAAGAAAAGAGCCGGCCACGGCGCCCCUCCGCCCGCAAGCAGCCACCCACAGGGGCGCUGUGCGAAGCCGGCCAACCAGGAUCAGGAGGAGCCCUUGCUGCGAGUCGUGCAUAA
This is a messenger RNA of Gekko japonicus, 3054 nucleotides long. Its product is annotated as tubulin polyglutamylase TTLL13-like. The transcript is spliced from 16 exons. The record is from RefSeq and is a predicted model, not a curated record. The coding region runs from base 1 to 3054 and encodes 1017 amino acids. Gene Ontology annotation, molecular function: tubulin binding; tubulin-glutamic acid ligase activity. Gene Ontology annotation, biological process: protein polyglutamylation; microtubule cytoskeleton organization. Gene Ontology annotation, cellular component: cilium. Lineage: Eukaryota; Metazoa; Chordata; Lepidosauria; Squamata; Gekkonidae.